CACCCGAUCACUGGGAAAAGCCGGGAUGGGGACCUGGGCGCACCCCGAGAUCUCUAAGUCUUGGGGUACCGGGGAGAGGGCACUCGAGGGCUGGAUCGGACGCUUCCCGGAGGAGAUCAAGAAACAGCUCCCAGGCCUCGCCCCUGCCAGCGCUGUCCAGGUGACUGUGUCAGACCCCUACCACGUCGUGAUCCUCUUCCAGCCCGUGACCCUACCCUGCACCUACCAGAUGACCACGACCCCCACGCCGCCCAUCGUGGUCUGGAAGUACAAGUCUUUCUGCCGCGACCGCAUCGCUGACGCCUUCUCCCCAGCCAGCGUCGACAACCAGAUCAAUGCCCAGCUGGCGGCCGGCAACCCGGGCUACAACCCCUACGUGGAGUGCCAGGACAGCAUGCGCACCGUCAGGAUGGUGGCCACCAAGCAGGGCAACACCGUGACCCUGGGAGACUACUACCAAGGCCGGAGGAUCACCAUCACCGGAAAUGCUGACCUGACCUUUGACCAGACGGCUUGGGGGGACAGUGGCGUGUAUUACUGCUCCGUGGUCUCGACCCAGGACCUUCAGGGGAACAACGAGGCCUACGCAGAGCUCAUCGUCCUGGGGAGGACCUCAGGGGUGGCUGAGCUCUUACCUGGUUUUCAGGCGGGGCCCAUGGAAGACUGGCUGUUCGUGGUCGUGGUCUGCCUGGCCGGCUUCCUCCUCUUCCUCCUCCUGGGCAUCUGCUGGUGUCAGUGCUGCCCCCAUACCUGCUGCUGCUACGUCAGGUGCCCCUGCUGCCCCGAGAAGUGCUGCUGCCCUGAGGCCCUGUAUGCUGCUGGCAAAGCAGCCACCUCAGGCGUCCCAAGCAUCUAUGCUCCCAGCAUCUAUGCUCACCUCUCCCCUGCCAAGACACCGCCCCCACCAGCCAUGAUUCCCAUGGGUCCUGUCUACAACGGGUACGACUUCGACAGGAAUAGCUCAGUCGGCGGCCACAGCUCCCAGGUACCCCUGCUUCGUGACACAGACAGCAGUGUGACCUCUGUCCGUAGCGGCUACAGGAUUCAGGCCAGCCAGCAGGACGACUCCAUGCGGGUCCUGUACUACAUGGAGAAAGAGCUGGCCAACUUUGACCCUUCCCGACCUGGCCCUCCCAACAGCCGUGCAGAGCGGGCCAUGAGUGAAGUCACCUCCCUCCACGAGGACGACUGGAGAUCCCGGCCUUCCCGGGGCCCUGCCCUCACCCCUAUCCGGGAUGAGGAAUGGGGCCGCCACUCUCCGCGGAGUCCUAGGAGGUGGGAGCAAGAGCCCCCCAGAGAGCGGCCAGGGAGUGGCUGGGGGGCCCGGCGGCCCCGGGCCCGCUCUGUGGAUGCUCUGGAUGACCUCACCCGGCCGGGCUCUGCUGAAUCGGGGAGGUCUCCCCCAAGUAGCGGGAGGAGAGGCCGGGCCUACGCACCCCACCGGAGCCGCAGCCGUGAUGACCUCUAUGACCAAGAUGACCCGAGGGACUUUCCACACCCCCGGGAUGCCCACUACGACGACCUCAGGUCUAGAGACCGCCCUCCCGCUGACCCUAGGUCCCACCACCACCGCUCCCGGGACCCUCGGGACGAUGGCUCCAGGUCCGGGGACCCCCAGUAUGAUGGGCGGCUCCUGGAAGAGGCCUUGAGGAAAAAGGGGCCAGCGGAGAGGAGGAGACCUUACAGGGAGGAAGAGGACGAGGAGGAGGCCUCCUAUCCCCCAGCGCCUCCCCCUUACUCCGAGACCGACUCCCAGGCCUCCCGGGAGCGGAGGCUCAAGAAGAACCUGGCCCUGAGUCGGGAAAGUUUAGUCGUCUGAGCUCACGUUUUGUAUGUAGCUUUUGUACUAUUUUUGUUUUAAUUCUAGGGACUCCUGAUAAUCUUCCCCUCCUAAGUCUAAUAAAAUUUAUGACCACAAGGC
Molecule: messenger RNA, 1921 nt
Organism: Equus caballus (horse)
Lineage: Eukaryota; Metazoa; Chordata; Mammalia; Perissodactyla; Equidae
Source: RefSeq, a predicted model, not a curated record